AUGGCCGUCUGCUCCCCAUUUCUUCAGAUCUGCUCCAUACUCCAAGCUCUUCUAGAGUGUCUCAUAUACCGUCAAGGCAUGCCACGCAUGACGCCGAUGAACGCCCUCGACGAACACCAAAAUCCAUCAUUCGUGGCAUGGGAUGAUGCUUCCCCAGCCCCCGGAAACCCAAUGGAAAGGCCAACAUUCCCCGGAGACGACGGUGAUGGCGACAAACGGCACUCGGCAGCGCAGAGGGCGCUAGCAAUACCAGAGAUAUUGGAGAUGAUCUUGAUCCGGCUCGCCUUUGCGGAUCUGUUGAUAAUGGAGCGCGUCUGUCGGUCCUGGCAACACAUAAUGCGGGAGUCCAUCGUGAUCCGACGGGCCCUCUUUUUCGAACAGUCAUUGGCCUCUUCUAUCGAAGAGCCGGCGUUAAAUCCUUUCUUUGAAAAGUGGUUCUGUCCCCUACACUGCUGCAAGUACACCGGGGACUAUUUUAUUCAAAACGGGCCCAGCGGAAAGUUUGCCUGGUUUGAGGAUGCCAAGCUGAAGGCAAUUGUCCUCCACGAGCAGGCAUCGUGGCGACGGAUGUGGCCAUCGAAUGUGCCUGUCGUCCUCGAAGCCGUCAGCCUGCACACGAGUAGGCAGGACCCGGGGCCGGGAAUCAGUGAACAUGUCGAUUUGAACAGGGAGCACAGUCUCCUAGGGAGUGAUACCAACGGCAUGACUCUCUGCGGAUUCUUGGAAGCAAUGGUAUCACUUAUGAACCAUUCGAAGUCACCGCAAUUCACGCUGUUCUGGAAGAAGACGGCAGAAAGUAAUACUAGCAGGCCACGUUGGCAACUAGUUGCUGUCUUGAGUCCGAGCCAGCUGAUGUCACCGCGUUUCGGCACCAAUCCAAUUUAUCCUGAGAUCUCGAAGACGAGGUUCGUUGACCUCCUCGAUGAUGCUGAGAAGAGCAAGUUCCUCGACUGGACCAGAAGGGUGGAUGAAUACUAUAACACUCAUGUUGACUGGUCUGUUGCUACUUAUAUCAGUAUAUGGCGGUCAACAUGUAACGGGGAAGUCGAGAUGUUUGCUGCGGAUCUUGCUUUACAAAUGAUCCUUCGCUUGAUAGAAUAA
This is a messenger RNA of Aspergillus welwitschiae, 1101 nucleotides long. RefSeq lists its product as uncharacterized. The record is from RefSeq and is a predicted model, not a curated record. NCBI's taxonomy places the organism in Eukaryota, Fungi, Ascomycota, Eurotiomycetes, Eurotiales, Aspergillaceae. The coding region runs from base 1 to 1101 and encodes 366 amino acids. The transcript is spliced from 2 exons. Gene Ontology annotation, molecular function: protein binding.